GUGUGCGUGUGCCACAGCGAGGAGGACCUGGCGGCUGUGCAGGAGUUGGUGGCCUACCUGGAGGACAGCCCUGCCAGCCUGCGCUGCUUCCUGCAGCUGCGGGACUCCGCCCCGGGCGGCGCCAUCGUGUCCGAGCUGUGCCGGGCGCUGGACAGCAGCCACUGCCGCGUGCUGUUCAUCACUCCCGGCUUCCUGAGUGACCCGUGGUGCAGGUACCAGAUGCUGCAGGCCCUGAGCCAGGCCCCGGGGGCCGAAGGCCGCACCAUCCCCCUGCUCGUCGCAGGCCUGGCCAGGGCCGCCUACCCGGCCGAGCUCCGCUUCAUGUACUUCGUGGACGGCCGGGGGCCCGACCAAGGCUUCCGCCAAGUCAAGGAGGCCAUCCUGCGCUGUAAGCUCUGUGAGGAGGGGGUGGGGAGGGGGAAAGGGUCAGCAUCGAUGCUUGGGCUUCAGGAGACAGCCCUGUAGCCCAGGAGUUCAACACAUAGGCUCUGAAAGCAGUGUGCUUCUUGGGCAGUUACUUAAGCCCUCUGUGCCUGGGUGUCCUCAUUGGGACACGAGAAUGAUACCGUGUACCGCAAUCAGUAUACACACUAAGUACGUGUUCAGAGCAGGGCCUGGCACAUGGAAAGUGCUCAUAACAGGCACCUACCAAGGCCUCAGUAAGUCUUAGCCAUUGUUAGCAUUCCUUGUGUGAGUUUCUCUCACGCAGGCCAGGUUGGAGGAACAUCUAUCUAUGUAU
This is a messenger RNA of Myotis davidii, 739 nucleotides long. RefSeq names its product toll/interleukin-1 receptor domain-containing adapter protein-like. Gene Ontology annotation, biological process: signal transduction. The transcript has a single exon. NCBI's taxonomy places the organism in Eukaryota, Metazoa, Chordata, Mammalia, Chiroptera, Vespertilionidae. The annotation marks the transcript as partial. The record is from RefSeq and is a predicted model, not a curated record.